Molecule: messenger RNA, 2589 nt
Organism: Coniosporium apollinis CBS 100218
Lineage: Eukaryota; Fungi; Ascomycota; Dothideomycetes
Exons: 5
Coding region: 1-2589 (862 amino acids)
Biological process (GO): regulation of DNA-templated transcription; DNA-templated transcription
Molecular function (GO): DNA binding; DNA-binding transcription factor activity, RNA polymerase II-specific; zinc ion binding
Source: RefSeq, a predicted model, not a curated record
AUGCCCCCCAAGCGUCCGUCGGUCGCAGGAGAGUCGCCGCGUGUCGAAAAAGCUCCUCGAACCCAGCAUCCUACCGCCAGCGACUUCUCCAGAUCAGUAGCGAGCAAGUUAAAAUCAUCGACGCGGACGGGUCAGGCAUGCGACCGGUGUAAGAUCCGCAAGAUACGCUGUGACGGCAGGGCUGGCGGCUGUUCGCCAUGCUUACAGAAUAAUACGGAAUGCACGACCACCGAUAGAAUCACCGGCCGCGCCACAAUACGCGGGCACACCGAGCAGCUCGAGAUCGUGAAUCAGUAUCUUCGACAAGCACUUGAAGAACGGGAACAGCAGCUGAAAGAUAGUGGCAUAGACCUCAAGCCUCUUCCACAGUAUCCUGACUACGUUCCGCUGCCAUCGCCCGCACCACCACAACCAUAUCAACAUCAACCACAACCAUUGCAAUGGCCGCAGACUGGAUGUAACGGAGACAACUAUCUAGGGAUCUCGUCGGUCGACUCGGAACUGAGUCCUAUAGAAGCAACUUCGCUUACGUUCUUCGGCAAGAAGAUUGAUAUCAAAGACUUCAUACCGAAUGACGAACCAGAUGAGGCGGAGAGUCCGACUUCUUAUUUACAUUUUUUCAGAUACACUGCCGGAAAAGAGCAGCUUCCAUAUACCGUGUCUUUACCCCCCCUCCAGAAGUGCCAAGAAUACUCGGGUUACUUCUUCAGCUUCAUACAUCCCCACGGCCCAAUACUAUGCAAGCGCAAGUUCAUGGAGCUGCUUCCGCGGAUCUGCGACGGGCACGGUGCCCCUGUUUCGCCAGCUGAAUCUGUUAUGGUCCACAUGAUGCUAGCGCACAUCAUGUACCAAACCGGAUCCCGCAACAAGGAUGACCCUACCUCCAAAGACAUGCUCUCUGAGUCUCAUAAACACUACGCUUACUGCUUGACUGUUGCGGGCCAGUUGGCGGCAGGCCACUCAUUGGAGGACGUGCAGGCCCUGACGCUUAUAUCGCUUCAUCUUCGGAACUUUCCCAAACCCGGUGCAGCGUGGUUCAUGAGUCGACUCACAUUCACUAUAGCUCUUGAGCUCGGGCUUCAUCGAUCUGUUGGGGCGUGGGCGGACACGGCACCGAGGAGGGAGGUGGAAGAAGUCGAAACUAGAAAGCGGGUUUUCUGGACCCUUCACGGUCUUCUGGUCUGUCUCAGUGGCAAGCUCGGCCGACCCAUGCCCAUGCGUAUGGAGGACAUGGACGUGGAGUUUCCAGAGCCCAUUGACGACCACCUUCCCAGCGAAGAGGCAUCCAGUGACUUCCACAAAUGUUCCUUCCGCGCCAGCAUCUACACAGCGAAACUCCUCGUCAUAAUGAGUCAGAUGUAUAGCACCAUUUACGCUGUCAGACAAGCCCCGCAGUCCUACGAAAGCAACGUGCGAAAACUGGAAGAAGAAAUCAGGAAGUGGCGCGAACAGAUUCCUCCAGAAUAUGCGGAUCCCUUUUCUAUGAAUCGGGAGGAUCGCAUCACUGCCCUCCAUUUGCAAUCGCUGGAAGUGGAACUCAGGCUGCUCCUGCAUCACCCUACGACCUGUCACUCAACAUCGUCAGAGUUCAAGACUGCAAAUAUGACUGCGUGUCUCGAGGCGGCCUCCAAAAUGUUAGACACUGCCAACCAGCUCCGAAUAUACAUGUGUCUAGACAGUACGUGGAUGACCUGCACGGUAUACUUGGCGGCGAUCUUUACCAACCUCUUCGUGCACUACCAGCGCAGGGACAACAUGACAUCUGCAGAUCUGGCAAAACUGCAUUCAAACAUGGACGCCUGGCUGGUCAUCAUUAGAGAUUGCGGCGUCUUGCUAGGCUCCGGCGACCGCUUAGAGACCGAAACACGCCGCAUCAUUAAGGACGGCCUUAACAUGAUAAGCCGGCACCUGGCAAAGAAGACGGCCUCAGCCGCCGCCGCCGAGGUAGCAGAUGCACUCGCAUCAGCUUCUGGCCACCGGCAUCAAGAACCUCCUUCGGCGUCCGAUGGCUAUCAGCCUGCCAAUGCUUAUGCGCAAUACAGCACAGCCAUCAAUGGCAGCGAACACCAAGACACCAAAAACACUCGUCCAACAUAUCUCCCUCCAGACGACGUAGCGCAGCAGGCACAUCCAUACCCGGCCACAACCCCAAGAGUACAAUACUACGCCUCGGAGACGCCGCAACCCCCGAUGGCCACGUACGGCACGGGAGCUCCAAGCAACGAGGUCAUGACAGCAGCUCAGCAAGCCGUCCUCGCCACCGCCUCCGCUUCCGUCGCACAAUUCGGCUUCAUGGGCCCCUACGCACCACCGGAUGGAACCAUCGACAUGGACUGGCGCGAUUGGAUGGAACGGGCAGUUAACUUUGGCUCGAACGUUGGCAUGAGCGGCGGCCAAGACUACCUCAACUCGGCGAGCGCGCUGAUGGCGCUCGGAGGCGCGCAUAGACAGCCCGGACAGGAGAUGGGCGUUGGGGGAGGCGCGGCCGGCGUCCCUGUCACGGCGCAGGAUGGCGUCAUGCAUCACUUGCCGCAGCAAGGCCAGUGGCCGAACAUGGUCUUCGGUAUGGGCCAGGGACCGGGCACGUAA